UUUAUGGCUUCGGUUAAUUGCCUUCCUUUUGGACUAUUAACCUUGUGAUCUCCAUCUGUACCUCCUCUCUCGCUCUCGCUCUCUCUCUCUCUUGUUGGAAUUAGAGUGAGAGGAAUGACGACUGUCACUGCCCUCUUUCUUUCUUUAGUUCCUGAAACCGAAUUAAAGCUGGAGAGGAGAAGACGAGAAGUGAUGGAACAGUAGCAGAGAGUGCAAGCUCCGAGGCUUGGAGAACCAAAGAUCCCAGUUCUGAAGCCAUGGAGAGGCACAGAUGCAAGCUCUGCCACCGCCGCUUCUCCAAUGGCCGCGCCCUCGGCGGCCACAUGCGCUCCCACGUCGCCCCUGCCCCUCGUCCCAUGAAGGCCCAGCAGCACCUCCCUUCUCCGUGCGCAUCCUCGUCCUCCUUCCCGGCGGCGGAUGAGGACAGUGUGGCGCCGGCGACGACGUACGGCCUCCGCGAGAAAUCCAGGAGAAGAUCCGGCCUUGUCGAUCCGGAGUUCUCCUCUUCCAUCGCCACAGCGAAGGGAGCCGGCAGCGGAGCUUUUCCUGUCGUCCAGGACGGAGAGAGCGACACGGAGACGUCCUUCCGACGGCGGCUCACCCGCCCUCGCCGCCUAGAGGAUCCGUCCGCCGACGCCGAGCCACUCAGCUCCGUCUCUGACGCAUCCCCCGACGAGGACGUCGCCCGCUGCCUCAUGCUGCUCUCCCGCGACGCCUGGUCCAGGUGCGAAGCAGAAGCACGCCAAUCCAACGGCUGUGACAACGCCAACGAGGACGAACUCUAUUACGAGGAGGAGGAGGAGGAGACGCAGCCGCAGGCCACCGCUAGAUCGUGGCGGAAGAGGACGAGGUACCAGUGCGGUACGUGCAAGAAAUACUUCCGAUCGUAUCAAGCUCUCGGCGGCCACCGCGCGAGCCACAAGAGGGUGGGGGUAGAAUGCUUUCCGAUCGCCGGGAUCCGAAACCGCGGCAAGGAUCCCUCUGAUGCCAAUGCCGCCGAUCGCGAUCCCAAGGUAUUCGAGUGCCCAUACUGCUACAGGGUCUUCUCCUCCGGCCAGGCUCUCGGCGGGCACAAAAGAUCCCAUUUUUCCACCACCACCCCUGCUCGCCCUGCGCCGCUGCCGCCGCCGCCGCCACCGCCGCACUAUCCCUUCGCGGUCAACGACGGUUUCAUAGAUCUCAACCUGCCAGCUCAGUUGGAGGAGGAGGCGGAACUCUCGGCGCUCUCCGUCGCAACGGAGUUCGCGUCAAAGUGAUCCCCUUUCUCAAAGACGCCAUUUUGGAGGCAAUUCGAGGUAAAUUAUCCAGAGGAGACGCUAUAAAUAACGAAAAAUCUAAUCUUUCAGUGGUUAGACUGGAAGAAAACGCAAUCCGAGCCUCAUCCUUAUCGAUUUUUCAUUGUGUUCUGUGCGAGUCGGAUUUGGGUCAUCAGUUAGAGUCGAAUGAUAUGAAUCAUAGAGUGAGGAAAAGAAUGUAAAAAGAACUUGCUUCUUUGUUCUACUUCUUUGUACUGUAAUUAUGUGAGUUAAAGGCCAA
Molecule: messenger RNA, 1536 nt
Organism: Musa acuminata AAA Group (dessert banana)
Lineage: Eukaryota; Viridiplantae; Streptophyta; Magnoliopsida; Zingiberales; Musaceae
Product: zinc finger protein ZAT1-like
Exons: 1
Coding region: 258-1256 (332 amino acids)
Biological process (GO): regulation of DNA-templated transcription
Source: RefSeq, a predicted model, not a curated record